AUGCUUUCUUUAGCUCUGGUAUACUUCAUAGCUGCACUUUGUACAGCCAGAAGGACGCAUGCUGUACCCUUGUAUCCAGACUCCAGCUUGGAGCCACAGGCAGAAUUUAUUCAGAAGCUUGUAACAGAGGUGGAGGAGGGAGGCAACACUGCAGAAGUGGAACAGAGAGAGAUGAACAACCUGUAUCCUCUGCUAAUGCAACACAGAGUCAAAGAGUCUGCCAAAGAGGAAAAAUAUACUAACAUGGUUGAAGACCUGAAAGAAGUAAUUUUAAAGAUGGCUGCUGCUGACAAGCUUCGCUCUCAGGGUUUUAUAAGAUCGGAGCAGAGCCUGCCAAAAACAAACAAAAGAGCAUGUUUCUGGAAAUAUUGUGUCACCAAUUGA
This is a messenger RNA of Boleophthalmus pectinirostris (great blue-spotted mudskipper), 384 nucleotides long. It is a transcript of the gene urp1, whose product is annotated as urotensin-related peptide 1. Lineage: Eukaryota; Metazoa; Chordata; Actinopteri; Gobiiformes; Gobiidae. Gene Ontology annotation, molecular function: hormone activity. The transcript is spliced from 5 exons. Gene Ontology annotation, biological process: blood vessel diameter maintenance; regulation of blood pressure. Gene Ontology annotation, cellular component: extracellular region. The record is from RefSeq and is a predicted model, not a curated record. Bases 1 to 384 code for a protein of 127 amino acids.